Molecule: messenger RNA, 390 nt
Organism: Microthlaspi erraticum
Lineage: Eukaryota; Viridiplantae; Streptophyta; Magnoliopsida; Brassicales; Brassicaceae
Source: the annotation of a GenBank genome assembly
AUGAGAUCAAGUGAAGCAAGGAGAUUGAUCAAGAUGAAUCAUCUUGAUCCAUGCACCAAGAAGAAUGGCGAUGUCAAUGUUCUAAAGACUGUUCAAGUGAAGAUUUUAAAGGAGUUUCCAUCUGCUAUUAUCAAGAAGUUCAUUCACCUAAUCUACACGGAUGUUCUCAUGAGGGGGAGUAGUUGCGCGCUGUACUCUUUUUCCUUAACUAAGCCUUGCCUUGAGAAAGGCCGUGAAGCCAUCAACAGAUCUCUCAACCCCGAUUACGAUCCUGACGAUCAAGACGUUGACGCAUCCUCCGGUGUUGGCGCUCCUCUCCUCUCCAAUCGUCCACCGGAUAUCCCCAAUCCCUCCGAUGCUGAUCCCCGCACUGCGAUCAAGUCAGUCUGA